AUGCUGUCCAGUCCAGGAGAAGGAGAAGAAUCCAUUCCUGGCAUCAUAGGUGGUGAAGCCAUAUCAGGGAUUGUUUCUGGGCUUGGGGCCAUAGGAGUUGGUGGGCUCAUUGGGCUUGAAGAUGGAGUCAUGGACAUAGGUGCCAUAGGUGGAGGAGCCAUAGGCAUAGGCGGUGGAGCCAUAGGCAUAGGUAGGGGAGUCAUCAUUGGCAUAGGUGGUGGAGUCAUCAUUGGCAUUGGAGAGCCGCCGCUAGGCAUUGGCGGCAUGGACAUGGAGCCAGAAGGAGCCAUCAUGGGAGAUUGAGCUAAAGAGAAAUGAACUAAAACCAUAGACAA
Messenger RNA from Raphanus sativus (radish), 335 nucleotides. RefSeq lists its product as uncharacterized. The record is from RefSeq and is a predicted model, not a curated record. The coding region runs from base 1 to 303 and encodes 100 amino acids. The transcript is spliced from 3 exons. NCBI's taxonomy places the organism in Eukaryota, Viridiplantae, Streptophyta, Magnoliopsida, Brassicales, Brassicaceae.